CGCGGAGUCCGAGCCGGUACCCCGCGCCCUGCGGCCGGCGGCGAUGAAGAUCUGGAGCUCGGAGCACGUGUUCGGCCACCCAUGGGACACCGUCAUCAAAGCUGCCAUGAGGAAGUACCCGAAUCCGAUGAACCCCUGUGUCGUGGGAGUUGACGUGCUAGAGCGCAGUGUGGACGGCCGGGGCCGGCUACACAGCCACCGCCUCCUCAGCACCGAGUGGGGGCUGCCCGGCUUCGUGAAAGCGAUUUUGGGGACCAGUAGGACUUUGACAUACAUCAAAGAACAUUCUGUUGUGGAUCCAGUAGAGAAGAAAAUGGAACUCUGUUCCACCAAUAUCACACUCACAAACCUGGUGUCGGUGAAUGAGAGGCUGGUGUACACGCCCCAUCCGGAAGACCCCGAAAUGACGGUGCUCACACAAGAAGCCAUCAUCACCGUGAAGGGGAUCAGCCUGGGCAGCUAUCUGGAAAGUCUGAUGGCCAAUACCAUAUCAUCCAAUGCAAAGAAGGGUCGCGAGGCCUUGGAGUGGGUGAUCGGCCGACUUAACACGGAGUUGGAGGGCCUGGCAGCCCCCGCCUGCGCCAGAGCGUGAAGCCCCCGCGGCGCCCAGGACCGGAGAAGCAGGCCCAGCAGCAGGUGCAAGGCGAUCACCAUCUCCCCCCACCCCCUUGCACCC
This is a messenger RNA of Enhydra lutris kenyoni (northern sea otter), 676 nucleotides long. RefSeq names its product PRELI domain containing 3A. Gene Ontology annotation, cellular component: mitochondrial intermembrane space. The coding region runs from base 44 to 592 and encodes 182 amino acids. Gene Ontology annotation, biological process: phospholipid transport. The record is from RefSeq and is a predicted model, not a curated record. The transcript has 6 exons. Gene Ontology annotation, molecular function: phosphatidic acid transfer activity. NCBI's taxonomy places the organism in Eukaryota, Metazoa, Chordata, Mammalia, Carnivora, Mustelidae.